Messenger RNA from Colletotrichum orchidophilum, 192 nucleotides. RefSeq lists its product as uncharacterized. The transcript has a single exon. The coding region runs from base 1 to 192 and encodes 63 amino acids. NCBI's taxonomy places the organism in Eukaryota, Fungi, Ascomycota, Sordariomycetes, Glomerellales, Glomerellaceae. The record is from RefSeq and is a predicted model, not a curated record.
AUGAGGGAGUACACACAAGAGCUCGAAAAGAUCAUCGAGGAGUGUUUCGACAGUAUGGAUAGAAGAUUGCGAAAGGCUCAUCGGUGGUGGAAGCGUGAAGCGAAGACUUUCAGGAGGGUUCAAUACUUGACACAGACAUUUAUCGAGUACAAAGCAGAGGGUACAUUUGGAAAGAGCAUUAUCAUAGCAUGA